This is a messenger RNA of Ceratosolen solmsi marchali, 549 nucleotides long. Its product is annotated as putative defense protein 3. The record is from RefSeq and is a predicted model, not a curated record. The transcript is spliced from 3 exons. NCBI's taxonomy places the organism in Eukaryota, Metazoa, Arthropoda, Insecta, Hymenoptera, Agaonidae. Gene Ontology annotation, cellular component: membrane. The coding region runs from base 73 to 549 and encodes 158 amino acids.
UUUUCAGACGAAUCGAGGUGCAAAGUCCAAAGGUAACGGCACAUUAACCAAGAAACACAUCCAAGAAGCAAAAUGUUCACCGCGACGGUUACCUUGGCGUUAAGCCUACUGGUGAUUGGCACCAAUGGAUUCCCGGAUGGAGCACCAGUCGAUGCCUGCGUUAAACCGAGACCAAAUCAGCCGUACCACGGACAGACAAGGCCUCAGCCACUUUCGACGAAUCCUUACCAGUUGAUUGCCUCGAGUGGAUUUUACGAACCAGGAUCACAAAUUACCGUGAGCAUUCGGGGCGACAACUUCAAGGGCUUCUUCCUGCAGGCCCGCGACGCCCGCACGAAUGAAUGGGUCGGUUCGUGGGCCCAAACUGAGAAUACGAAAGCGCACUCGGAGUGCAGUGCUGUGACCCAUGCGGAUCCACGGACCAAGCAGUGGGCGACCCUCGUCUGGAAUGCUCCUCUCAAUGCCCGCGGGCCCAUAUACUUCACGGGGAGUAUUUUGAAAGACUACUCGACAUACUGGGCGGAUAUUACAUCUCAGGUCGCCAAGUGA